This is a messenger RNA of Penicillium cinerascens, 507 nucleotides long. RefSeq lists its product as uncharacterized. The transcript is spliced from 3 exons. The record is from RefSeq and is a predicted model, not a curated record. NCBI's taxonomy places the organism in Eukaryota, Fungi, Ascomycota, Eurotiomycetes, Eurotiales, Aspergillaceae. Bases 1 to 507 code for a protein of 168 amino acids. Gene Ontology annotation, molecular function: transmembrane transporter activity. Gene Ontology annotation, biological process: transmembrane transport.
AUGAAACGCCCAAGAGUUUAUCCUGCGGGACUUGUCGCCGACGAAAAAUCAAAUGCGACAAAAUUCUUCCUUGCAGUCAAUGAGCAUCCAUCAUUAUUGCUCAUAUUCCCAGCCAGUCCACAAGAAGAGGAAAAGGGCAAUAAAGGCCAUGGAAGCAUCUGCCCAUUCGGUUUUGGCGCCUGGCGCUGCUAUGAGAAUGAGGAAACCUCCAAGACCAACAGAGCCGGCUUUCUGCUGCGCAGCUCGACCACUCCUCUCCAGCUCCUUUUCCACUCACCCAUCGUUUCAAUCAUUGCCCUGUAUAUUGCAAUCGGUUACGGUUGUCUCUACCUCCUCUUCACAACAGUCCCCGACGUGUUCCAGGACACCUAUCACUGGAGCGUUUCCAUCAGCGGACUGUCCUACAUCGGUCUCGGCCUCGGCUUUAUCACGAGCCAAAUCUUCUUCGGAUUGACGAGCGAUAAGAUUAUCAUCCGACUCAAAGCACGCAACAAGGGGCACCUUUGA